AUGGGUGGGUGUGCGGUUGGGCUGUGUAUAAUGUCGCCAAAACGGGAGGUGACGUUUAUGCCAGCAGAAUUGAUGGGCCUCAUACCGCGCUCCGCAGCGAAUUCGGCGUGCCCGGUCAGGAUGCGGGACGGCGUCACGCUGUAUGCCGACGUGUACCGCCCGGACGUGGCGGAUCCGCUGCCGGUGCUGCUGCAGAGGACGCCAUACGACAAGUUCCAAGGAGUGGGUGGCGGCUUGGACGUGCUGCGGGCGGCCUCCCACGGGUACGCGGUGGUGAUCCAGGACACGCGGGGCCGGUAUGCGUCGGAGGGCGAGUUCUACCCAUUCCUGGACGAGCCGAACGACGGGUAUGACACGGUGGCCUGGGCGGCGCGCCUGGCCUGGGGCUUCGCGCUGUCGUGGACGAUGCGGCAGCUGACCAUGGCGAACAUGGGCGCGAUCAGCAGCCGCCACGACGUGCCGGACGGAACCCGGGAAGGCCUGCUGGCGGCGUUCAACGAGCUGGAUUGCGCGUUCCGGCACCAGCCCAUCGUGGAAAUGCCGCACCUGAAGGAGCCGCUGGCGGGGUACUUCUACGACUGGAUCCGGCACUCAAGCAGCGACGAAUACUGGAAGCGUUGGCGGAUCGAGGACCACUAUCCGCACAUCACCACGCCGGCGCUGCACAUGGGCGGCUGGCACGACAUCUUCCUGCUGGGCACGCUGCGAAACUUCGUGGGGAUGCGGAAGCAGGCGGAGAACGCCACGACGAGGGAUGGGCAGCGGCUGAUCGUGGGUCCGUGGCAUCACGGGCCGUUCGGCGAGACCUCCGGCGAGUUCUUCUUCGGUUUGGGCGCGGCCGGAGGGGCCAUCGACACGGACGGGGUCCAGCUGCGGUGGUUCGACCACUGGCUGAAGGGCGAGGAGAACGGGGCCAACAGCGACGCACCGGUGCGGAUCUUCGUGAUGGGCGCGAACGAGUGGCGCAGCGAGCAGGAGUGGCCGCUGGCGCGGACGCAGUACACCGACUACUACCUGCACAGCGAGGGCAAGGCCAACACGGCGUCGGGAGACGGCGGGCUGUCGGUCGACGCGCCGGAGGACGAGGCGGCGGAUGUGUUUCUGUACGACCCGCGGAAUCCGGCGCCAACGCGGGGCGGGGCCCUGUGCUGCGGGGCAUCGUUCGUGCCGGGUGGCGCCUACGACCAGCAGGACAUCGAGGCGCGGAACGACGUGUUGUGCUACACCACGCCGCCGCUGUCGUCGGACUGGAGGUAA
This is a messenger RNA of Geodia barretti, 1257 nucleotides long. The record is from the annotation of a GenBank genome assembly. Lineage: Eukaryota; Metazoa; Porifera; Demospongiae; Tetractinellida; Geodiidae.